This is a messenger RNA of Megalops cyprinoides (Indo-Pacific tarpon), 2264 nucleotides long. It is a transcript of the gene efna5b, whose product is annotated as ephrin-A5b. The coding region runs from base 1020 to 1709 and encodes 229 amino acids. Gene Ontology annotation, cellular component: external side of plasma membrane; plasma membrane. The transcript is spliced from 5 exons. Gene Ontology annotation, molecular function: ephrin receptor binding. The record is from RefSeq and is a predicted model, not a curated record. Gene Ontology annotation, biological process: regulation of actin cytoskeleton organization; ephrin receptor signaling pathway; regulation of cell-cell adhesion. NCBI's taxonomy places the organism in Eukaryota, Metazoa, Chordata, Actinopteri, Elopiformes, Megalopidae.
UUGGUCUCACCUUCUCAUUUCGUCUGAAAGCGAACUGCACGAGAUAGCGCAUGAUCUGCGUUUGAUUUCGCCAGUCCUUAUAUAUUUGGAUGUAGCACUGGAAUGCUCGCAUUUGGAUCCAGGAUUUACAAUCGGGUCUACUGUCACGCAGCACAUGAAAAAGCCUUUCGGUUCGCAGUUCAGCGAAGGACUUGCCCCCCCUCUGCAGCGACACUUUGAAGACGACGCUGGGAAAGGAUACGGCUCCUUCAAGCCACCCGGGGACGGCAGCAGUAUAACAACACUACAAAAUACGACUCGAGUUAUGGGGCUUCUUUUAAAUGGGGUUCAAAAGUUAUGAACGAAAUUACGGAGAAGAUGGACUUCUAAUGUGAGGCACGGAAAGACGACACGCAUUCCCUUUUCUUUUCAAAUUCUUGGACUUGACCCUGCGCUGUUGAAUUUCUGCACGCAGUAACUGGUUGUAGACUUAGCACACAAGCUACUUGCAUGAUCACCCGGAAAAUUGCGGAGAUUCGCACUGUAUUUGGAUGUUAACACUGCAUUUUCCUUCGUUGACUGCUCUCAUUGGAUCGCCCCUAGAAUUUUUUGGUUGGGAAAAUUGCAUCCCAACAAUUGCAUGCGUUGAGGAUCCGCGAAAACUGAUGCGCUUGUUGCUAUGAAUACAUGAUCAAACAGGAGAGUCGUCUGGGAGCAAUCUGCUGUUCGUAAACGAUACGGACUUCAUACAUUGACAGUCACUUUUCAUUAUUUCUCCGCCUAUAUUGAAGUCAGUUCUAAACGAAGUGUGACUCUAAAUAAAGAUAAAGCGUCGUCACUGGUGCACGUUGCGCUCAUAGCUCUUAUAUCCUAGAAGAAAGAUUAAACCCCCCAAAACUGACAAUUUAAACACAAAUAAGACAAAAAGGGACUACAAAUGUGAAUGACACUUGGUCAGUUCUGACUGAAGUUACCACAAGCUGCACGAGCAGCAUUCCUAGUUCGCGCCGAAGCGGAUUGCGUGUCGAAGUUUAGUAGUGAUGCUGCAUGUGGAAAUGAUCAUUCUCGUUUUUCUGAUACUUUGGAUGUGUGUAUUUAGCCAAGAGCCGGGCUCUAAGGUGGUGGCUGAUCGCUAUGCCGUCUACUGGAACAGCACCAACCCCAGGUUUCACCAGGGAGACUACCACAUCGACGUGUGCAUCAACGACUACCUGGACGUCUUCUGCCCACACUACGAGGACUCGGUCCCGCAGGAGCGGACGGAGCGUUACGUGCUCUACAUGGUGAACUACGACGGGUACAGCACCUGCGACCACACCUCCAAAGGCUUCAAACGGUGGGAGUGCAACCGGCCGCACUCACCCAACGGACCGCUCAAGUUCUCCGAGAAGUUCCAGCUCUUCACCCCGUUCUCACUGGGGUUCGAGUUCCGGCCGGGAAGAGAAUAUUAUUACAUCUCAUCUACAGUUGCUGAGAAUGGGAAGAGAACAUGUCUGAAGCUAAAGGUUUACGUCCGACCAACAAACAGCUGUGUGAAAACUAUAGGCGUUCACGAUCAUGUUUUUGACGUUAACGACAAAGUAGACAAUUCAUUAGAACCAAGAGACGACACAAGUCACGAGUCCGCCGAGCCAUCUCGCAGUGAUGCCAGUGCCUCGGAGAGACCGCAGAGAGCAAGCCCACUGAUGGCCUCUGCUCUCUUUUUUCUAGCCAUGCUGUUGCCGUUAUAGCGCCUGUUUCUGAUUGGAGGAAAACUUAGAGCAUCUUGGAGCUGCAGAACCCCCCCCCCCCACAAAGGGGUGGAGGAAAUUGGGGUGGGGGGGUCCCUCUCCACGAACACUCUUUUUUUUGCAGUUAUUUAAAUGGUCUUUCCCAGUCCCUGAUAAAGAGCUGAUCCAUAUGGGAGAGCCAGUUUCCACAGAACUUUCCACCAAGACGCCAAAUGGUCCUUUGACACAUAGUGAUUCUUAUUUUCCUGUAAGUCUAGACUUCCCCCAGUCACUGGGCCCUCUAUUUCUGCGUCUUUACAAGUGUUCAUGGACACAUUUACACACACACGUGUGUAUACACACACACACACACACACACACACACACACACCUUUAUAUACAUCCCUACCCACUGUCAUUAGUGCCCUAUGUAGCUGAAAGCUACUCAGAUUUCAUACACCAAGAUACAAAAAAAGCCGAGGAACCCCCCCCCCCCAAGGCCCUUCCCACGAAAUUGUCAGGAUUCAAAAUUCAAAUGAUAUUCACAGAAAGGCACUACGCAGAGAGAGACAGGAU